CCGGGCUCCAUGGCUGCAGGAUGGACUCUCAUCAGCACCGCCAGCCGCCGCUCGUCCUGCCGCCGCCGGGGACCGUGGAGUCGGCCGGGAGCCGAGGCUUUUCUCCGAUGCGCAGCGUCCACCUGCCCAAACGUCCAGCAGUGAGGGCUGCCAGCGUCCCUCUAUAGAGACAGCCGUGGAGAGGUCGGAGGUCACUUCGCGCAUCAAUGUCGCUCACUCCGAGUCGAAAGCCCUCCUCAGGUCAGCGCAGGCGCUCGGUGGGGACUGGAGGCGGCGGCGUGCGGUAUGCCCACAGUGACACCUCCAGCACGCACACCUACCCCGGUCGGGUCAAGGCUCCGGAGGGCAGCCCCACGGCUCGGACGUAUCCCAGUACGCCCAGGCGUCAGGCGAAGCACACGUCCUGCAGCGACAACCAUGGCAUCAGACCACCGACCCCGGACCAGUACCUCACGCCCCUUCAGCAGAAGGAGGUGUGUAUACGACACCUGCGAGCCCGGCUGAGGGAGAACGUGGAGAGACUACAACACAGGGACUGUGAAAUCGAUGAGUUGAGGACGCAGCUGUACAGGAUGCAGGAGGACUGGAUCGAGGAGGAGUGCCACCGCGUGGAGGCCCAGCUGGCCCUGAAGGAGGCCCGCAGGGAGAUCCAGCACCUACAGGAGGUUGUGGAGUCCGUCAAGACCAAUCUGAGCGUCCGUGAGCAAGACGCCCACGACCACAAGCCAUACUCAGGGUUGCAGGGAGCUCGACCCGGGGGCCGGUCUCGCUCCUGCGGCUGCUCCCCGGCCAGCACUUUAACCCGCGGCGCCACCCACACCCGGCUGAGCAGCGAGGCUCUGCAGCUGGAGCGAGGCUCCAACGCUCCCGAGGCGAGCGGAGCCGCCCGCCCGGCGGGACAGACCCACCUGCUCCUGGAGGCGGCGCUCCUGUCGGAGCAGCUGCCCCCGCAGAGCCACGUCCGGUCCCCGCUGUCGGUGCCGCGCUCCUCCACCUACGAGCGGCUGUGCAGCGGCGGCGCCGUGCUGCCCGUCUCCCACUCCUGCCACACUCUCAGUAGCGGCUGCAGGUGCAGUGGACACGCCUACCUCCCACACCAUCACUUGUUCCUGCACUUACCUCAGGAGGAGCCGCCGGCGACGGCGGCGGCGAGCACUCCAGCCCCCGCCGCCGAGUCCGACCCCGUCCCCGUCCCGGUUCCUGCCGCCGGGAGGAAGCCAGAGGUGCGCUCUCAGGCCUGCAGCCCCACCAUGAGCUGGCUGUGCGAGGAGAGCGUCGCCGAGCAGCUGAGCGUCAUUUCGUCGCCCACACUGGACGUCGCCCCGUCAGGCCCACAACCCCCGCCAUCGACCUUACCUCCCCUGUCCCCUGUCGACCGCCCCUACGCCGCAGAUCCUCCGUCCCCCGGCAGACACGACACGAUACCCAAGACGCCGCUGGAGCCGCGGACCCGCCAGCCCCGGCCUGUAGCUCCCCCUCCUCCGGCGAGGCCGGACGCCACCGUCCUGGAGCUGGACGAGGACAGUAACGAAGACCCCGAAGGGACCGCCGACCGCCCCACUCAGCGCUGCCACUGGAGCCGCUACUUCCUGGUGGAUCUGCUGGCCUUGGCGAUGCCGGUGGUCCCGACCAUGGCGUGGCUGUGCCGAGGGGCGCCACACGACGUCGUGCCCGUGUACCACAUCGGGUCCCUGCUGAGAGGCUGCUGCGCCGUCGCCCUGCACUCGCUGCGACGGCAGGGCGCGGGCCGGGGGCGCCGGCCCACCAGCAUGAACGGAGCGACGUCCGUCUGACGUCCACCUGCAGGCACGGCGCCGUUCCAACACGGUGACAGCCGGGAGUUAGAGAUCUCUUCUAUGGUUUUUGUAUUUUACAUAAAGCCCCUCGUGAUUCUAUAGCAACACUUUGCCCUCGAGGACAAAGGAUUAGUUGUACGUUGAAUUCUUUCCUUCUUGAAACCUCUCUACUGCUCCUGCCUGCAGUUUCAAUGGUCUUUAUUGCAAUAUGCAUGUGGCCCAGUUCGUUUGGGUUCUUCUGCUUGCAUCGGAAACAUGGUUCUUUUUUUUUUUUUUUCUUCCUAAUGAGCAAUCAGGGCAAAAUAUAGAUUUUUAUGAAAAGAAAAGUAAGUGAAGCAGCCUGCUUCUCUGUUUUUAAAGAUAAUGUUUAAGAAAUUGCUCAUAAAUAAAAGGAUGUAAGUCACCAUGGGGAAAGGAUUUUGCGUCACCGUUGCUGCACAAAAUGUGAAAAUCAACUUUAAUGUAAUAUACUGCUUGUGGGUUUGGGAACAGAAAAAGGAGGGGGUGUAAGACUGAUGAUGACUGAUUUUCUCUAAUGGAGCAAGAAGACCUGAAACCUGCAGGGCAGAAAUGUGAUACCGAAACCAAACACAGAGGGUUCGUACAGUUGUGUUUGCUGGAUUCACUUAUCCUGCUUCACGGCAGUGAAUCACUCCUUUGAAAUGGUGCCGUGCCCGAAUCCAAUGUGUAUUUGUGGGAUGAGGCACGCUGCUUGAAUCCCUGACAAAUGAAAACAGAAAAACCAAAAAAAAAAAAAAAAAAAGAAACUGUAGCUGCUGCUUGAGGAUCCUGCUUGGAUUUUUUUAAAGACUCGGAUGAGUCCACACAGCAGUGCUCAUCCCACAAAUGUAUGUUUCAUGCAGAGGAAGCACAAUUUGACAGGAGGAAUGAAAACACCUUCCAGCAGAUUGAGAUUUAAGGCCAAGGAGCUUUGUUACAUAAAACAAUCCACCAAACAUGAGUGUCUUUACUUAUGUUCUCUUCAAUCUGGUGAUUUGAGCCUUCAAAUGGAGCGACGUGAGAACCUUUCCUACACUGGAUGUCUGCCUAAUGUUUGAGAAUUGAAUGUAAUGAUAAGUAUAGACUUCCUGAGGAUGCGCUGGAUCUUCGUACUCCUUGACGGUUCACCUUAUUAGUUUUCAGGUUGCAGGACUUUUGCUUCUAAAGCUACAGUUUUGCUUGAUGUCUGUAAGAAAACGACUGAAUAAUGCAGCGUACCCAAUGUUUCCUGUUCCCCUGGAGAAAUAAAACAUGCUUGUUUUCACUUUUUUUUCUUUUCAUUUUAUUAUUAGUGUGCUGUGGAUACCAUCAAAUAUCGAUCCAUG
Molecule: messenger RNA, 3121 nt
Organism: Salarias fasciatus (jewelled blenny)
Lineage: Eukaryota; Metazoa; Chordata; Actinopteri; Blenniiformes; Blenniidae
Gene: snpha
Product: syntaphilin a
Exons: 5
Coding region: 207-1793 (528 amino acids)
Biological process (GO): neuron differentiation
Cellular component (GO): mitochondrion; cytoplasmic microtubule
Source: RefSeq, a predicted model, not a curated record